AUGGUGAAGAACCUUAAAGUCGAUCCUCAUGCUAAGGUCACUGCCUCCACCACUUCCAUGAAGAGCCAGUCAGAGCAAUAUUAUGGAACUCUUGAGACAUAUCAAGGCUUGCCUUGUCCUUAUGGUGGCUACUAUGGAUUCUACUAUCCAGGUCUUGAUGGUACAGUUGGAGAAGCAAAAGAUAAUGGAUACUAUGGUUAUGGAACAGAAGUCCAGUACCCGGUUAUGCAAGGGGAAAAUGGAUCUUUGAUCUACAUGAUGCCAGGGUAUCAAUCUUAUGAUCAUGUUAGCCCCACUUAUAUGCCUAUAAGCCCUGUUGGUGUAUCAAGCCAGGCGCUUCAUUCGCCGAUUUAUGCAACUGCUCAGGGAUAUUAUCAGAACCAAUAUGGUUAUGGAGAUGUUUCAUCGCCGACCUAUCUAUGGGAUCCUAUCGGAGACAAGUAUGUGUAUGGUGUUGCUUCAAAUACUCAACCUUUGAAACAGAACAUAUCUUCUUCAAGUCAUAACAAUAACCAUAACCAUAGCAAUUAUUACUCAAAGAGCAAGACUUCCUUCGAUCGUCCUAAAACACCCCGAAAAAACAGCUAUGCUCCAGUCUCAGUGCAUAAUCAAGAGAGAGGUGGAAUUGCAGAGCCGGUAAAGAAAAAGUCUGGAGCUUUAAAUCGUGAUGAGACAGAGAAGGCGAAAGCGAGGAACAAAGAGAAUGGCCAAGAACAUGUUGUCAAUGGAGAAUGUGAGUCAUGUUCGGUGGAUGUUGAAGGGAAAGAAAUAAGCAAGUCUGUGAGCAGAAGGGAUCAAUAUAACCUGUCUAGCUUUCAGACAAAGCACGAGGAAGCAAUGUUCUUUGUGAUAAAAUCUUAUAGCGAAGACGACAUUCACAAGAGCAUCAAGUACAAUGUCUGGUCAAGUACUCUCAAUGGGAACAAGAAGUUAGACAGUGCAUUUCAAUUAUCUCAAAAGAAGAUUUCAGAGAAAAGUGGGAAGUGCCCUGUUUUCCUUUUCUUCUCGGUGAAUGCAAGUGGCCAAUUCUGUGGUGUAGCUGAGAUGGUUGGACGAGUGGAUUAUGAGAAAAGCAUGGAGUUUUGGCAGCAAGAUAAGUGGACCGGCUAUUUCCCGGUUAAGUGGCAUAUCAUCAAAGAUGUUCCAAAUCCUCAACUACGACAUAUAAUUCUUGAGAACAAUGAGAACAAGCCUGUUACUAAUAGCAGAGACACACAAGAGGUGAGGUUGCCACAAGGGAAUGAAGUGUUGAACAUCUUCAAGAACUAUGCAGCAAAGACAUCAAUAUUAGAUGAUUUCGAUUUUUAUGAAAACAGAGAGAAGGUUAUGGUACAGAAGAAGCUGAGGUUCCCUCCUGCAUUAAAGAAGAAAGAAGAAGACUUGGCUGCUGAUUUCCAAACAAUGGAGAUAUCUGAUAAAGUCAAAGAGGGAGAAACAGAGUUAACCGGGACUGUGAACUAA
Molecule: messenger RNA, 1461 nt
Organism: Microthlaspi erraticum
Lineage: Eukaryota; Viridiplantae; Streptophyta; Magnoliopsida; Brassicales; Brassicaceae
Source: the annotation of a GenBank genome assembly